AUGACGCCACCCUGCGUGCCAAGCGCCACUAGCGUACCGCGACCAGCCAGACUACUAGGAAGAGUAGGGACACGAAAGCCGGCGCAGGUACAAGCCAUCCCAGAACCCGACCAAACCCACAGCCCAACCGCGACUCCACGAGGAGUUUGGCAGCGUACGCGGCCGGAGGCGGGGCUUGUCGUCAGGAGGGGGCGCCUGUCGCCCGGGGGCGGGGCCUGUCGCCCGGGGGAACCACCCGCUGGCAGCGCACGCUUCCCGGCCAGCGUUUCCGCUGAGCCGCUGCUGGCAGACGCCCUGACUGGUUACCUCCCUCGGACGUCAUUGGCGGGAAAGGGGUCUCUGAGGCUCCGGGCACCGAGGGCCCUUGCGAUAGUGUGGCCGCGGCUAGGCCAGACCAGGUGCAGGGGCGAGUCCCCGGUCGCCCUUUGCGACGCCGCCGCGGGCUUCAGCAACAGUGACUAUGGUUCGGGUGGGUUGCACCGGCCCGGGCGGGCCUCGGGGCCCGGGCCCGACCGGCCGUUGCCCGCCCCAGGCCCCCACAGCUGGAGGGCCUUUGAAGAAUAUGCAGAAUGUGAAAAUGCCAAGCUUCUGAAGGCAUUUGGUUCCUUGCCCAAGGAUAGAGGCAGAUAUCAAGGGAGCCUGAGAAUGUUUGUGACCUCUCCAGCCAGCAGUAGUGGUAAUAAGGUUAUGUACCAAACAGAGAUGUAUGGAAAGCUAAAAGAGGACAUGCUAAGGAAGAGGACUCAAAAAAUGAUAAAGUAAUGUUUUUGUACUCACUACAAGUCAACAUAGUAUGAAUUACACCAAGAGGUGUGGUCAGAUAUUUGAUUUAAAGUUCACGUACUACCAGAUGACCCAGUAAUAGUGGAAAUGCUGCAAAACAACGUGCAGGACAAGCUCUACUUCUCUCCACGGGAUACUUGGAUACUUUCAGUUUCAAAAUCGAAGAUGACUUAGAUGCCACUUGCCCUACAGAGGAAAUUGAGUAUGAAAAGUUUUAUCAGUUCCAUUUAUGAUUCAGUGAUUGAGAACAAAACCAGUGAACGGUAUGUAAAAGAACUUUGGUUUAAGGGUGACGACAUGGACAUUAGUAACUCACAUGAAGCACAGUGAGAUUCACAAAUGACUAGAAAAUUCUAUAACCCUCCAAACCAAUCCUUGUAAUCAGAGGACACCUAGGGGAGCAGGACAGUCAACAGGUACAUCCACAACUUCGGAGAAGUCUGUUGGUGGGGACUCUGACUUUGCUGAAAAAGUAGGAUGCUUUGGUUUUUCAAGUCAAGUGAUUAUUAUCAGAAAAUAUUGUUUAUAACUAUAGAUGGGAUGAAAUCUUUAACCUAAGAGCAAUCACCAAAAUCCUCUCUAUAUGUACUGGAUGACGUACAUGACUUUAAACAGCUCUUAAUAGGCACUCAUUUACAUGUGAAUUUGAUAUUCUCACAGAGGCAAAAGUAAUCCAAGAGUAAGAAGAAAGUACUCAGAUUGUAUUGAAAGGUAUAAUCAUAAAUUCUGUAGGAUGUUUUCUUAAAGUUAAUUUUGACCAGGGACUAAAAUGUUUAUAGAGUGUUGGUAAUCUCAUCUAGCUGAUAGCCCUUAGUAAAAGGAUGAUAUAUUUGCUUUACUGUAGUACUUAUCCUCCAGACAAGUGAAAGAAUUUAGUAUAACAAGCUCAGCUACAAUAUGAUAAUCUGGAGUUUUCUACUUAAUUGAAUGAGGAUGUACUUUUGAAGGGCCAAUUCAGUACUUAAGGUAUUGUCAGCAACGAGCAGAAAGGGAAGCACUUUUCUACUAGGAUCAGCUCUGCUCCAAAAUGGUGGUUAUGCCUUUUUUUUUUUUUUAAUGAGUAUUACUUUCUGAAUUGAAAUGAUCCCACAGAAGACUUGGUUUGAGGCUUGGUUAGAGUUAGAUAAUGGACACAGAGGGCAUUGGGUUGGAGUGUUAGUGAAUGUGGCUUCUCAGGUCUCUCCAGCUCCUCCCAGGACAGGUGCUGAGGCUGGUGAUACUCGGGUUCUGCCUGCCCAGGUUGGAGAAGCUUUCCAAGCCCCUUAUAUCCCCACCUACAUUGUCCCCAAAUCCCAGUAUAUUACAUGGUUACAAAAACUGCCUUUCACAAGCCAGAUCAUCUGGACCUCUAACCUUCAGGAUCCUGGAAUGAUCCUUGCUAAACUACCAACAUUAUCUUGCUACAUUGUCUACAGUUAACAUAAUAGUGAUUAGGCAUCUUACAUGGUCAUAUUUUGAUGCUGUAAGAAAGAGGAAGCUGUGAGAGGUGUAUGAAUUCAGGUCUGCAAUGGUCAGAGUUACAGUGGGAGUUAAGCAAAGCACGUUGGUCAGUUCUUACCACAUAAAUAGGAAGGUAUGUCCAGGUGUUGAAGGUAUUUGUGACCACUCUCAAGGUACUUAUGGGCAUAACAAAAC
Lontra canadensis (Northern American river otter) is the source of this 2418-nucleotide messenger RNA. RefSeq lists its product as uncharacterized. Lineage: Eukaryota; Metazoa; Chordata; Mammalia; Carnivora; Mustelidae. The coding region runs from base 1 to 762 and encodes 253 amino acids. The transcript is spliced from 4 exons. The record is from RefSeq and is a predicted model, not a curated record.